This is a messenger RNA of Scylla paramamosain (green mud crab), 1504 nucleotides long. RefSeq lists its product as uncharacterized. The coding region runs from base 783 to 1409 and encodes 208 amino acids. The transcript is spliced from 7 exons. NCBI's taxonomy places the organism in Eukaryota, Metazoa, Arthropoda, Malacostraca, Decapoda, Portunidae. The record is from RefSeq and is a predicted model, not a curated record.
AAUGUGGUCUGGUCUGUCUGGAGGCGCCACAGUGUACAUCAGGCGCGCGGGAGGCUGGGACGCGGACACACGGACAUACACACACCGGCGAUGGGCGCUCACACUCUCGCAUACACGCUUUGACGUCUAUCAGCUGAUCCCGCCGCCUCAGUCCCGACGUGUGCUUGUCGAGAGAGUGCCGUGGUGAGCGUCUCUCCCGCCUCGAGUGUCCAGCCCAUCCGAGUGUUUACUUUAUUAAGUGCUGCGUGCUAAGUGGCCAGAUUGUGAGUCUGUGAAGUAGUGGUGAAGAGGCGGGGUGGUGACAUACACGAGUGAUUUUUGUGAGGCAAGGAGUGGCAAGAUGGCGGCGUGGUGCAGUCGUGGAGUGAAGCCAGAUACGCAAUACAGAUAAAGAACAGACAGAGAGAGAGAGAGAGAGAGAGAGAGAGAGAGAGAGGAAAUAGAAAGAAACUAGAUAAUUAUUGAUAAGGGAAAAUAAAAUAAACUAAAUAUUUGUUGAUAAAGUGCGAACAGACUGAGUGAAGAAAUAAGAGGAUAGAAAUGCAACUCUGAAUCAGCGUUCAUAGGAAAACAAAAGAAAUAAAAGGAAAGAAAAGAAAAAAAGAAAAAAAAACAAGAAGCAAAACAGGAAAUAAAAAAAUAUUCAAACAAACGAAAAAAAAGUGAAGAAAAAAAACAAAGAUGAAAUAAACAAACAAGUGAAUAUAUAUAAAAAAAAAAAAACAAUCUAGAUAUCUUACAUUUGAAAACCACGACGAACAAAUAACACACAAACAACAAAGAUGGCGGCUUUUGAGAGCUGUUAUUGCUGUAGUCUUCGGGCGGGGUCAGCAUUUAUCGGCUUCCUGGGGCUGCUGGCGAGUGUCGGCGGCGCGGCGCUGUGUGUGUUGGUGGUCACAGCAGAGGACCUGGGACAGACCCUUCAGACAGCUUACAACACCUAUUACGACCUGGAGAACCCUAUCAUUGUGUAUGGACCGAAUGGGACCAUCUCAGGGCCUCGUGAUCUUAAUCUUGGUGACCCGGAGCUGAUGUACGUGGAGUUGAUAACAAUAUGUACAUUGGUGGUGAUGUUCCUGUGCUCUGUGGUGAAUGCUCUGCUCAUCAUCGGUGCUAUCAGGGAGGUACCGUGGAUGAUGCUUCCCUGGAUGGUGGUGCAGUGGGUCAUCAUCCUCAUCACCAUCACUAUAUUUGGCCUCGUCCUUUGGCACGAGUUGGUGUCAAUGCCGAGAUACUGGUGGGCGGUGAUGUUCAUGGUGGCGGUGGUGAUCCUAAUGGUGUUGUCUUUCGUGUUGGUGUUGUCACUGUACCAGAGCGUGAAGGAGAGAGAGGCGCCUGAGUUCUACCAAGGAGCUGCUUUGGUGCACCGCCACAUCUGGCUGUCACAAAAGGGCAAAUACUACGACUAGCAUUGCGAGCCCUGCUGGCGGGCGGCGUGGGCGGCUGGCCGUCGCCCCCGCGCCCACCAGCAGCAGCAGACGCCCACGCCCUCGCCAGGGAGCAG